AACGGAAUAUCUAGAUUGAAGCAAGUAUCUUCUCUUAGUUUGUGUGCUGUAACCCCGUUUCAUUCAAACUCAAAUCACUACUCCUUGAUUCGAUUGUAAUCAUAGGAGUAUCUCACAUAUUAAAACCAUUUCAAUUAAAUUUUCCAUUUUUGUCUCUUCAUUUAAUGAAAACAUCACAAACUAUGUUUCUGACCUUUUCACAUUACAGUACACUCCCAAUCUAUCCUAUCUCAUUGUUUUUGUCUCUUUUCACAUUUUCUCUUUAACAAACCAGUCCACAAAUCUUGGCCACCACGUUAACCCUAUUCCCAAGGAAUCAUAUUUUUUGUUUUUAUAUUGACUUAAUCAUCUUUCUCUCUCUCAACUUUUUGACUUAAUCACUAUUCAGUGCUCACAACUUUUUGGCAACCACUUUUAUAUAUAACCUCAAAAAUUUCAUCUUUCAUAAUAUCACUAAACCAUUUUCUUCAUAGAAUCUCAAUAACAAACUUCCACAAUAAAAAUCCAAUUUUUAAUUUUUCUAUUUCAUAGAACAGUUUAAUUUAACUAUGUUGGAGUUGGGUUUUGUUUCAACUUCACUCAUGAACAAUGGAACUGAUUUUCUUGUUAAACCCAUUUUCCUUCAUGGGUUAUCUAGUUUACUUCAUGUAGUGUUGCUUGUGGCUGUUUUAGUUUCAUGGGUUUGGAGAAAAAUCAAAACUUGUGUUGUGAAUGAGUCUAAGGAGGAGAAACUUAAUAGUACUUUGUUUAAAGUGACAAAGUUUUGUUCUAUUGGUUUUUCUUUCUUAAAUUUUGUUCUGUUUUUGUUUAAUUAUUUUUACGGGUAUACUAAUGGUUGGUCAGAUGAAAAAGUUGUUACCCUUUUUGAUUUAGGUUUAAAAACAGUUUCUUGGUUUGUUAUUUGCGUUUGUUUCCACAAAGGGUUCUUGUUUUUCUUCAGUUCAGGUCAAAGAAAAACAAGGUUUCCAUUCUUCUUUAGAGCUUGGUGUGUCUUCUAUCUCAUUGUUGCAUGUUAUUGUUUUGUGGUUGACAUUGUUGUUUUUUAUGAAAAUCACAUUGAGUUAACUGCCCAAUCCAUGGUUUCUGAUGUAGUGUCUUUUUGUGUUGGUUUGGUCUUCUGUUAUGUGGGGUAUUUUGUGAGAAAUGAGAGUGAAGAAGGUGAUAGAACUAUUCAAGAACCUCUUUUGAAUGGUGAUACACAUGUUGGUAAUGGUAAUGUUAAUCCCUUGGGGUUAAAAGAGACUAAAGGGAGUGACACUGUUACUCCUUUUUCAAAUGCUGGAAUUUUGAGCCUUCUCACUUUCACUUGGGUGGGACCCCUUAUAGCAUUUGGCAAUAAGAAAACCUUAGACCUUGAGGAUAUUCCUCAGCUAGAUAGUGGAGAUAGUGUAGUUGGAGCUUUUCCAACUUUUAGAAACAAACUUGAAGCUGAUUGUGGUGCAGUCAAUAGAGUAACCACACUUAAGUUGGUUAAGUCAUUGUUAAUCUCUGCGUGGAAAGAGAUUCUUAUCACUGCUUUUCUUGCAUUGUUAAACACUUUAGCUUCUUAUGUUGGUCCGUAUCUUAUUGAUUCUUUUGUUCAAUAUCUUGAUGGAAGAAGGCUAUAUGAGAAUCAAGGCUAUGUGUUGGUUUCUGCAUUUUUCAUUGCAAAGAUUGUAGAAUGCCUAACACAGAGGCAUUGGUUCUUUAGGUUGCAGCAAAUCGGACUUCGAUUCCGAGCACUGCUUGUCACUAUGAUAUAUAACAAAGCCUUAACACUUUCCUGUCAAUCAAGACAAUGCCACACUUCUGGAGAAAUAAUCAAUUUCAUGACCGUUGAUGCUGAAAGAGUCGGUGUUUUCAGUUGGUACAUACAUGAUUUGUGGUUAGUAGUUUUGCAAGUUACAUUGGCGUUGAUCAUUUUAUAUAAAAAUUUGGGGCUUGCUUCCGUUGCUGCUUUUGUUACUACUAUCAUUAUUAUGCUGGCAAAUGUUCCCUUGGGAUCAUUGCAAGAGAAGUUUCAAAAUAAGUUGAUGGAGUCAAAGGAUACAAGAAUGAAGACAACAUCUGAAAUUUUAAGGAACAUGAGGAUUCUCAAACUACAAGGAUGGGAAAUGAAGUUUCUAUCUAAAAUAACUGAGCUUAGGGAUGCCGAACAAGGGUGGUUGAGAAAGUUUCUUUAUACUUCAGCCUUGACUACAUUUGUCUUUUGGGGUGCACCUACAUUGGUAUCAGUGGUUACUUUUGGUACUUGUAUGCUUAUAGGGAUCCCACUUGAAUCGGGGAAGAUUCUGUCAGCACUUGCAACAAUCAGGAUUCUUCAAGAGCCUAUUUAUAAUCUUCCAGAUUUUAUUUCAAUGAUAGCACAGACUAAAGUUUCUCUCGAUAGGAUCUCUUCGUUCCUUCGUCUCGAUGACUUGCAAUCGGAUGUUGUUGAAAAGCUUCCUCCGGGAAGUUCUGAUACUGCGAUUGAUGUGGUUGAUGGGAAUUUUUCUUGGGAUUUAUCUUCACCUAAUCCCACUUUGCAGAACAUAAAUCUCAGAGUUUUUCAAGGCAUGAAGGUUGCUGUUUGUGGUACAGUUGGAUCAGGCAAGUCUACUUUACUUUCUUGUGUAUUGGGAGAAGUACCAAAGAUAUCUGGUGUCCUUAAGGUUUGUGGAACAAAGGCUUAUGUUGCUCAAUCACCAUGGAUUCAAAGUGGCAAGUUAGAGGAUAAUAUAUUGUUUGGUGAACACAUGGUUAGGGAAAGGUAUGAGAAGGUACUUGAAGCAUGUUCCUUAAAGAAGGAUCUGGAAAUCUUGUCAUUUGGUGAUCAGACGAUUAUAGGCGAACGUGGGAUAAAUUUGAGUGGUGGACAGAAACAACGAAUACAAAUUGCUCGCGCUCUUUACCAAGAUGCUGAUAUCUAUCUAUUUGAUGAUCCUUUUAGUGCUGUGGAUGCUCAUACAGGAUCUCACCUUUUCAAGGAAUGUUUGUUUGGCGUUUUAAGUUCAAAAACAGUUGUUUAUGUUACUCAUCAAGUGGAGUUCUUACCUACUGCUGACCUUAUAUUGGUCAUGAAAGAUGGAAAAAUUACUCAAAGUGGAAAGUAUGCCGAUCUGCUCAACAUUGGGACCGAUUUUAUGGAACUCAUCGGCGCACACAGAGAAGCUAUGUCUACACUCGAAUCAAUGGAUGGAGGGAAAACAUCUAAUGAAAUAAGUACCUUAGAAAAAGCUGUAAAUAUCGCCGGCAAUCAUGAAGAGUUAAACAAAGAUGAGCAAAAUGGUGAUAAAGGAGAACCAAAAGGCCAACUUGUUCAAGAAGAAGAAAGGGAGAAAGGUAAAGUCGGAUUUUCAGUCUAUUGGAAAUAUAUCACAACUGCAUAUGGAGGAGCUCUUGUACCGUUCAUAUUAUUGGCUCAGAUUCUUUUUCAAGCUCUUCAAAUUGGAAGCAACUAUUGGAUGGCUUGGGCAACUCCCAUCUCAGCCGACGUGGAGGCACCGGUUGAAGGAACAACUCUAAUUGAAGUCUAUGUUGGUUUGGCCAUUGGAAGUUCUUUAUGCAUUCUUGUUAGAGCAUUGAUACUUGUUACAGUCGGUUAUAAGACAGCCACUAUACUCUUCAAUAAAAUGCACUUGUGCGUUUUUCGCGCCCCUAUGUCAUUUUUUGAUUCUACUCCAAGUGGACGAAUCCUUAAUAGGGCUUCAACCGACCAAAGUGCAGUGGAUACUGACAUUCCUUAUCAAAUUGGCUCAUUUGCCUUCUCCUUGAUCCAGCUUCUAGGAAUUAUAAUAGUGAUGUCUCAGGUGGCAUGGCAAGUUUUCAUCGUGUUUGUACCCGUGAUAGCAAUUAGCAUUUGGUAUCAGCGAUAUUAUUUACCAUCAGCCCGUGAACUAUCACGUUUAUGUGGAGUAUGCAAAGCCCCAAUCAUUCAACACUUUGCCGAAACAAUAUCUGGUACUUCAACCAUUAGAAGCUUUGAUCAACAGUCAAGAUUCCAUGAAACAAAUAUGAAACUGACUGAUGGGUAUUCUCGGCCAAAGUUCAAUAUCGCAGCUGCUAUGGAAUGGUUAUGCUUUCGUUUAGAUAUGUUGUCUUCUUUCACAUUUGCCUUUUCCUUGAUAUUCUUGAUAUCAAUUCCAGCCGGAAUCAUAAAUCCAGGCAUUGCUGGUCUAGUUGUUACCUAUGGUCUAAAUUUAAACAUGAUACAAGCUUGGGUAAUAUGGAAUCUUUGUAAUUUAGAGAACAAAAUUAUAUCUGUGGAAAGGAUGCUUCAGUAUACAACCAUUCCUAGCGAGCCUCCGCUUGUUUCAGAAGAAGAAAAAAGGCCAGAUCCUUCUUGGCCCGCAUAUGGCGAGGUUGAUAUAAGAAACUUGCAGGUUCGAUAUGCUCCACAUCUGCCGCUCGUGUUGCGUGGCCUAACAUGUACGUUUCGUGGAGGACUGAAAACUGGCAUUGUUGGUAGAACAGGUAGCGGCAAAUCAACUCUUAUACAAACACUUUUCCGACUCGUUGAACCUACUGCUGGGGAAGUUAUCAUCGACAACAUCAACAUCUCUACCAUUGGACUGCAUGAUUUGAGGUCUAGACUAAGCAUUAUUCCACAGGAUCCAACAAUGUUUGAGGGGACUGUGAGAAGUAAUCUUGACCCUCUGGAAGAGUACAAUGAUGAACAAAUAUGGGAGGCCUUGGAUAAGUGUCAACUGGGAGAUGAAGUUAGAAAGAAAGAAGGAAAGCUCGAUUCUCCAGUUAGCGAGAAUGGUGAGAAUUGGAGCAUGGGUCAGAGGCAGUUGGUAUGCCUUGGUAGGGUACUACUUAAGAAGAGCAAGAUUUUGGUGCUUGAUGAAGCCACUGCAUCAGUUGAUACAGCUACAGAUAAUUUGAUUCAACAAACUCUUAGGCAGCAUUUCACUGACUCUACAGUUAUUACCAUUGCGCAUCGAAUAACUUCUGUUCUUGACAGUGAUAUGGUUCUACUUCUUAGUCAAGGACUUAUUGAGGAGUAUGACUCCCCAACCACAUUACUAGAUGAUAAGUCAUCAUCUUUUGCUAAGCUUGUUGCAGAGUAUACCAUGAGGUCCAGCUCCAAUUUUGAGAAAUCUGUUGAUCACUGAUUGAAGUCUUCCGUCCAAGAUAAAAGCUUUUUGAUGAAGACGAAAAUUUUGGGGGCAGUAUCUUUUCAAUAGGGUUUGUAGUUCUCCUUCCAUUAAGCAUGUUUGAUAGGAAAAUCCGAAAAUGUAAUAUAUAAGAAUAAGGCUUUGAAUGUCCAACUUCACCUUUUUUUCAAGGCUGAAGGAAAUUACUAGAGGGAAGAAUUACAAAAUGAAACAAUCAUGUUAGUUUGAAUGUGCAUAAUUGCAUCAUGGUAUAGUUACUCAAAUAAUGUGAAUAAUUGCAUUAAUACUGUUUUA
Trifolium pratense (red clover) is the source of this 5372-nucleotide messenger RNA. Its product is annotated as ABC transporter C family member 3-like. Gene Ontology annotation, cellular component: plant-type vacuole; vacuolar membrane. The transcript is spliced from 10 exons. Gene Ontology annotation, molecular function: ATP hydrolysis activity; ABC-type transporter activity; ATP binding. NCBI's taxonomy places the organism in Eukaryota, Viridiplantae, Streptophyta, Magnoliopsida, Fabales, Fabaceae. The record is from RefSeq and is a predicted model, not a curated record. Bases 549 to 5075 code for a protein of 1508 amino acids. Gene Ontology annotation, biological process: transmembrane transport.